Lytechinus variegatus (green sea urchin) is the source of this 1831-nucleotide messenger RNA. RefSeq names its product sulfotransferase family cytosolic 1B member 1-like. Gene Ontology annotation, cellular component: cytoplasm. The transcript has 6 exons. NCBI's taxonomy places the organism in Eukaryota, Metazoa, Echinodermata, Echinoidea, Temnopleuroida, Toxopneustidae. The record is from RefSeq and is a predicted model, not a curated record. Gene Ontology annotation, molecular function: sulfotransferase activity. Gene Ontology annotation, biological process: sulfation. Bases 290 to 1243 code for a protein of 317 amino acids.
CCUGUCGAGGGACCAAAGGUCGCAAAUGUUCACAAACCAAUUGUGAAAGGGGCUCAAGAUUAGAUGAACAAACAUGACAAUAAACAACAAAUUACAAACAAAUGAAUGCGACAGUUCAAACAAAGUAUACGUCUUUCAUUGAAAUAUACGCAUCACCUCACGUAUGUUUCGCCAAAAUCAACGUUUAGAGGUUCGUGUUUUCACUGCAAGCGAGGUCAUACCAUACAGCAAAGGGAGAAAGAGCAACACCUAGCUCGGUCGCUCGUUUUUGGAAUCAGAAUUAUAUACGAUGGAAGACGCACAGACAAACGGAAUGGCGAGAGAAAAAGGUCAAGAUUUAGUUAUGUCAGAGUCGAGAACGAGGUUUAAUGAGCACAAGGGCAUUACCUUGCCUGCUCAUGCUCUACCAGAGGCGAUUGAAGACCUCCAGUCGUUCAAGUUUCGACCAGACGAUAUCUUGGUCGUGACGUCUCCAAAAUCAGGAACACAUUGGGUCUUUGAGACCGUAGCUCUCAUCAUGGCGGAUGGAGUUUGGGAGAACGUGAAACGAGAUACGCUGAAGAAUCAUCUCGAGUUUGUUAUCCUCAACAAAGAUGCGUUUGAUGAAAGUAAACCCAUGACCAUGUUCUACAAGCAGUUGGAUAAGAUGCCUUCCCCGAGGAUCAUGUUUACUCAUCUUCCACUUGAGCUCUUACCACCGGGUGUCUUUGAAGCCAAUGCCAAGAUUAUCUACAGUGCUAGAAACCCCAAGGACGUAUUAGCAUCUCUGUAUAGGUUCAUCGGUAAGACUCCAGAGGCCAUGUUUGUUACAUGGGAAACACUGUAUUCUACGAUCUUCACUGAUCAAUUCUUUUACGGUGCUUGGGAUCGGCACGUCCUCUCGUACUGGAAACUGAGAAAUGACAACAAUGUUCUCUUCUUGAAAUAUGAGGAUAUGAAAAGGAAUCCCACGAAGAUUGUCUCUCGAAUUGCCGAGUUCAUCGACCACCCAAUCUCAGACGAUGUCCGAGACGAGAUUAUCAAGAAAACUACCAUGGACCAGAUUAAAAAAGAGAUGAAGAGACUGGAAGAAACAUUAGAAGAUGGUUACAUGUUCAGCAAGGCCUACGGGACAUUGAACUAUUUUCAGAAAGGUGUAAUCGGUGAUUGGAAGAAUUAUUUUACGGUAGCUCAAAACGAACAAUUUGACAAGGAAUUGGAAGAGAGGCUUGGAGAAAGUGGACUUGAGUUCGACUACGAAUAAUCUUUUCAGCUUGAUCAUCCCACGAUCUAUUCAACAAUGGACCUAUUUCCUUGACUCGAUCGAUUGUCAUGUACAGCAGAAAGUCAGAUACACUGCAAAAACUGCGGUGUUAAUUUAACACCAGUCCGCAACCGGUAAUGAACACACCAGAGAAGUGUUGAAACAACACCGGUUUCGUUUUGGACUAAUUCCAGAUUGAAUAUUACACCAAAGAGCGUAAAUGUAAUCAACCAAAGAGCGUUGUAAUCACACCUAUAGGUGUUAAACUGACUUUCAAUUUGACACCGGUGUAAAAUAACUGGUAUGGUUAUCUGUGUACACCAGUAAACACCACAUUUUUUGCUGUGUAUACGACUGCCCAUAUACCCUUAAGUUAUGCGAAAUUUACACGGCCUAUAAUUGUUACAAGGCCAUAUACAAUGUCUUAGUUUAAAUAUCAUAAUUCGAAUUCAUAUCUUAGUUCUUUGGAUAGGGCCUGCGCUAUGUAGGCUCAUAAAUGUUCAUUUUAUGAUUUCUGUAUAAUUCAGGGAUUCCAUGCACCCAGUUCAUUUUACUAUGGGCUCUAUCCAUAGGCGCAGGGAGGGGGUG